Messenger RNA from Vicia faba (fava bean), 774 nucleotides. The record is from the annotation of a GenBank genome assembly. NCBI's taxonomy places the organism in Eukaryota, Viridiplantae, Streptophyta, Magnoliopsida, Fabales, Fabaceae.
AUGUCUGGUUCCUUACUAGGCAAUGCAAACUCUUCUGCUUUCAGGAUGGGGAAUCGUGCUUUCCUGCCCAAUGCAAGAAUUGGGGGACAACAAUUUCAUUCUAUAGGAUCUGAAUCCACUUCUGGGCAGUCACCUUUGCGACAACGCUCUCCCUCGCCACCAAGUAUUGACCACACUUGUCUAAUGGAAAAUUUUGAUAAACAAGACCAUCCUCGCACUCGUAAAACAUCUCAUUUUUCGACAGGUAUGCAAAGCCAAUAUAUUGAAGAUUCUUCACCCACCCUUUCUCCUAAUAUUCAGGUUGGAGACUUGCAAAGAUUAUCACAGGUAAAAGACUUGCGGGGUCCAUUACCUUCAGCAAGUUUUCAGUCAAGGUAUCAACAACAACUGAGGUCUGCUCACACUGAAGUAAAUAUUAAGAAUGAGAAGCCACCAUCUGAUGCAGGGUCUGAAGUAUCGGCUGAGCUUGAGUUUCUUAACCAACAUAAUCUUAUCUUGAGUAUGGAGAAUAAAGCACUCAAAACAACGUUUAGAAAGUUUAGCAUAGGAGCAGCUUAUCAAAUACUUGGAGCAGGAAGUACUGGAAAGAGAGAUUGGAAGAUUACGUGGCACAUAUCAACAACUAGCACCAAUGACUCAACAGUCAAUAUUACCUCCACGGAAGCAAUUGAUGCUACAUAUUCAAUUUCAGCCUGCACAAUUGCCACAGCUAAUGAGUUUUCAACAUCAACCAAAUCGUUUGCAACAAAUCACACAAUCACAAGUUUCUCAUAG